AUGCCAGUCCCAACACCUGAACUCGGUUCAUUCAACUUUGUCCCUGAGACAAAGGAGAAUCUUGACUGGGCGGACCUCGUCACUCUCGACUUCAGUCUCCUCAGUACAGAAGAGGGCAAACAGCAGCUUGCUAAGACAUUGGUCAAGGCCGUGCGCGAAGAUGGCUUCUUCUAUGUGAAGAACUUUAAUAUCUCGCAAGAACGUGUCAACCGUCAGUUUUUACUUGGCAAACAGUUCUAUGAGACUCCCCUUGAGGAGAAGUUGAAGUACGUACCGGAGGGCUUAGAUAACGGCGCAUUCAAUGGAUACAUCCCGGCUGGACGCAGAAUCCUCGAGCCCACUUCCGGCAUCCGGGAUCGGGUUGAAAUGUAUAACAUUCCCAAAUUCAACGGCGAUUUCAAGCAUACCCAUCCUACCAUCAUUCAAGAACAUAUUCAAGAGGCUGAGGAAUUCGCUAACUCCCUGAAUACUGAGGUUCUAGAGCCUCUUCACUCACUGCUCGCCAUUGCACUUGAGCUUCCUGAAGAUUACUUCCACAAACUUCACGUAUACUCGCAAAAGAGUGAGGAUCAUCUCCGGUACAUGAAAUAUACUAAGUACACCCCCGAGGAGAAUCUCAAACUUGGCAGGAUUUGGGGUCGUGGACACACCGACUUGGGCUCAUUCACCCUUCUCUUCCGCCAACCGGUAGCUGCAUUGCAAAUUAAGAAUCACACGACGGGAGAGUGGAAAUGGGUCAAGCCUCAGGAUGGCACUCUCACUGUAAAUACCUGCGAUGCACUAUCGCUUUUGACGGGUGGAUACGUCAAAAGCACGAUACACAGGGUCGCUGCGCCCCCGAAGGAUCAGGAACACGUCGAUCGGCUUGGACUGCUCUACUUCCAACGCCCUAACAACCACGUCCGACUCUCCACGGUUCAGGACUCGCCUGUCCUCCAGCGUGAGGGUUUCACUCAGAAUGACUUCGAGAGAAGUGGAAACCCGGUCCCUACCAUGGAGGAGUGGACCUUCGCUAAGCAGAAGUGGCAGCGCACCAAGAAUAUUGUACGAGAUGAUCCUCAGUAUGAGACAGCCCAGAUCUUGCCAGGAUGGAGGGAGAAAGUAUAUGCAUGA
Messenger RNA from Fibroporia radiculosa, 1113 nucleotides. RefSeq lists its product as uncharacterized. The record is from RefSeq and is a predicted model, not a curated record. NCBI's taxonomy places the organism in Eukaryota, Fungi, Basidiomycota, Agaricomycetes, Polyporales, Fibroporiaceae. The transcript is spliced from 11 exons. The coding region runs from base 1 to 1113 and encodes 370 amino acids. Gene Ontology annotation, molecular function: dioxygenase activity.